GUGCUAGCGCUAGUACCACUUUACUGGCAGCUCUUCUCCCAAGCGGGCGGGUGGGGUCCCGGCAUCGAGUCUCCAAAAAAAUUUGUGCAGAAAAGUCGGCGUCAAGAAAAAAAAAAGUUUAGCAUUGCAAUCCAUCCACGCGACAAAAGAAGAGAAUGGCCACAGACACCUUGUCGUCCAACACAUCGUCAUCACACACAUUGUCUGUUGGUUCGGCUAUGGCUUCUACGCCAAUUACUGCUUCUGGCAGCAUUGCCGCUCUGCUUGCGACCCUCGACAAAGCCAACCGCCAUGCCUUUCUUCAACCUUCAGCGAGCCUCCCGACCGAAUCCUUAAAUAUCGCCAAAGAAACACUGGAAGCAUUUGCUGGAAAAGUGAGCGAUCAGCAGUUAGAGAGACUCAAAGAAAGCAGAAAACGCAAACGUGGCGGCGACGGCUCGAAGCAGGAUGUUCUCAAGCUUCGCAAGGUCUACAUUGAUGGAUUCCAGACAAAUCAGGUCUGGAAGCAGGCUGAACGCAUCAUCAACAGUGUUCUAGAGUACUCAGAAGAUCUCCUGAUGGAAAUGGAAGCAAACGAUGAGAUCGUGACCGAGAACGAGCCAUUAGAAUUCGACGCCAACGGCUUCGAAGUCGGUUCGGACGACGACGACGACGAAGAAGACGAGGAGGGAGAUAUCGAGGCACAAUUAGAAGAUGAGGAUGGUGAGGAUCUUGAUAUGGAAGGAGAUCUCGAUGAGGAGGAAUUUGGCGACGCCCCCGAAGAUGAUGGCGAGGAGGGUGAAGAAGAAGAAGACGACGACGACGACGAUAUCUCACAAGCAUCCUAUGAGGAGGACCCAGACGGUUUGAACGAUGGGUUCUUCUCGUUGGCAGACUUCAACAAACAAUCCCAAUGGUUUGAAGAGCAAGACGCCAAAGGCAACCCGUACACAGACCAGGGCAGUGAUGACGAGCAGAUCGAUUGGGAUGCGGAUCCUAAUGCCCCCGCCAAGCCUGGCAAGGCAAAGAAGCCUUCAAAAGAUAUGGACGACGAAGAAGGAGAAAACGACGACGAUGAAGAAUCUGACGAGGAUGACGGACCUACAUUUGGCGACAUGGCUCUUGACGCCCCCGAAGGUGAGAGCGAGGAUGAAGACUUUGACAUCAACCCCGAGGACGAAGAGGAAAACAACGCCAACGGUGUCUUCUACAAGGACUUCUUCGCUCCCCCAGCGCGCAAAAAGGGCGACCGCAAGCCGAGAAAGGACCGACCAGCGAAGUUGGAGAAGCCGACGGCCGAAGAUCUCGAACGAGCCAUGGCCGACGUAAAACGCGACCUGUUUGACGACGAAUCCGAGGUCGAGAACUCUGACGACGCACUCUCCGAAACAUCAGCAGGCGACCCCAAGUCUCGCCGAUCCGCCCACGAACGCCGCCAGGCCAAGCUCGCCGACGAGAUCCGCAAGCUCGAAGCCGCCUCGGUAGCCAAGCGCGAGUGGACUCUGUCCGGUGAAGCAACUGCCGUGGAGCGCCCAACCAACUCUCUGCUCGAGCAAGACCUCGACUUCGAGUAUGUGGGCAAGCCCGUCCCCGUCAUCACGCCCGAGGUCAGCGAGAGCAUCGAGGACCUGAUCAAGCGCCGCAUCCUCGCGCAGGAGUUUGACGAGGUGCUCCGCCGCCGCCCCGAAGCCGAAGCAUCCAACAACACACGCCGCGGCCUCGUCGAGGUCGACGACACCAAGUCAAGCAAGGGCCUUGGCGAACUCUACGAGGAAGACCACGUCAAGAACAGCAACCCCGACACAUAUGUCAGCCAGUCCGACGAGAAGCUGGCCAAGGAGGAGCGCGAGAUCGAGAACAUGUGGAAGGAUCUCUCGUCGCGCCUCGACGCCCUCAGCAGCUGGCACUACAAGCCUAAGCCCGUGGCCGCGACGCUCUCUGUCGUGGCGGACGUGGCGACAAUCACCAUGGAAGACGCACAGCCAGCCACGGCACAGGCUAUUGCGGGCGAGUCGUCGCGCAUGGCGCCCCAGGAAGUCUACAAGGCGGGCUCCAAGACCGCUGCAGCCGGUGAAGUCGUGGCUAAGGGUGGUCUGCCGGUUGCGAGACAGGAGAUGUCGCGCGAGGACAAGUCGCGCCAGCGCCGUAGACACAAGGAGCGCGUGCGCAAGGCGGGAGCUGUCACGGCGGGUGGUUCGCGCGCUGGACUUAGCAAGAAGGCCCAGACGAUUGCGGACCUCAAGAAGGGCGGUGUCAAGGUUAUCAACCGCAGAGGCGAGAUAACGGAUGUCGAUGGCAACAAGGUCAAGGCGGCCAAGGCUGCUUCGAGCAGUAACUUUAAGCUGUAAAUCACGGGCGCUGCUACGUAUUGUAAUGUAUAUAGUUUUUGGUUUGUUGGGGAUUACUUGGGCUUGGGACCGCUGCCUUUGUUUUGCUGUUUAUGUAGCAUGGCAUAUAUACAAAUUUCACAUUCACCAUGCUUGAUAGUAUAUCCUCUAGUGACAUGUGCGGAAGUUAACGAUGUAAGAGUUACCAUGUCAAUUGGCA
This is a messenger RNA of [Torrubiella] hemipterigena, 2526 nucleotides long. The record is from the annotation of a GenBank genome assembly. NCBI's taxonomy places the organism in Eukaryota, Fungi, Ascomycota, Sordariomycetes, Hypocreales, Clavicipitaceae.